AUGGCUUUUACAGGAAGACUCUCUGGCAAAGUCGCCAUCGUCACUGGAGGGGGUGGUGGUUUUGGAACAGGUAACGUCCAGAAGUUUGUGCGUGAAGGAACCGAAGUAGUCGUUGUCGAUAUCCAUCCCUCUAUUGCCACCAGAAUCGCCAAUAACUUUCCGUCAACACAGGCGUUGAGCCUUCCAGUAGACGUCGCUUCAGAAACGGAUCGGAAAACAGUACUGGAGUUCACCAUUAGCACAUUUCAUCAUCUAGACGUGGUCAAUAAUGGUAGGGUGAACCCUGGGACACAUUCAACCAUCAAUGCUCCCGAACAGGAUUACGAUCUGAUGUUAAGCGUUAGCCUCAAAGCCUUGUACUGCAGCAGCAAGGUCGUCGCUCCCUACCUCGUGAAAACAAGUCGUGAGGGCGUCUUUGUCGCAGUUUGGAGUAUAUCGGCAUCUCGCCCUCGGCCUGGUGCGGUCUGUUACCUAGGCUGCUCUUACAACCGCCAGCAAAGGGCUUGCACUCGAGUGGACUGCUUAAGGUGUUCGUUUCAAUCUAGUCCAGCCUAUAUUGGGUGA
Aspergillus pseudotamarii is the source of this 564-nucleotide messenger RNA. RefSeq lists its product as uncharacterized. Lineage: Eukaryota; Fungi; Ascomycota; Eurotiomycetes; Eurotiales; Aspergillaceae. The record is from RefSeq and is a predicted model, not a curated record. The coding region runs from base 1 to 564 and encodes 187 amino acids. The transcript has a single exon.